This is a messenger RNA of Nicotiana attenuata, 1231 nucleotides long. RefSeq lists its product as uncharacterized. The record is from RefSeq and is a predicted model, not a curated record. Lineage: Eukaryota; Viridiplantae; Streptophyta; Magnoliopsida; Solanales; Solanaceae. Bases 542 to 1075 code for a protein of 177 amino acids. The transcript has 4 exons.
CCUAAUUUUAAGUACUUUUUAUGCCUUAGUACUCCUAUAAAUAGGGAGUUCUUCUCAUUCAUAAGACACUACAUUAUUGAUUAAGUAUAUCAUACUUUGAGAGUUCUUUUGAACCUUUGUUACUUGUGCUUUGAGAUUUAUCUUUCAACCUUUACUAGUUCAUAGUUCAAGGUAGUAAGAUUACUUCUCUUUUAUGAUAUCUUUGAUUUCUUUGUGGUAUUCUUAGAAGGCGAUUAAUACUAGUUAUUAAUUGUUGUCUCAAGUUACUCGUAAAGCGGUCAAGAUCGGAAUCUAUUGUUUUGGUUUGCUUUUUAAGUAAAGGCGUUUGAUUUGUUCCAUAAACCAAGACGUUGUUACUUUGAUCUUGUCAAGACUAUAGAACUUGCGUUCUAGAUAUUUCGGUGUACGUUGAUUUGAGAGAGUGAUGUGCUAGUGGGGUGGUCUACUUCGAGGUUGUGCUAAACGAAUUUGGGACGAGUUUCUCAAAUGGUUCUUCAUUCUUCGAUCUAGGGGGAUCCUUCGGUGCUGACCAGUUGUUGCAAUGCCUUCAAAAGGCUUGAAUUUGACAAGGCUUUGCACGGAAGAGGAAGAAAAUGAGUCUAGUGGAGAAAUUCAAUGCAACCAUGGCUAUGUGCUACCUUUGUUAACAACUUGGACCCCGCGGAACCCAGGAAGAAGAUAUUGGGGUCCACGAUCUUGUGAUUUUUGGGUUUGGAAGGAUUCCGAAAUUGAUCCUAGGUCCAAAUUUGUUAUUCCAAAAUUGCUUGACAAAAUGGGUGAACUUGAAAAUGCAUUAGAAGGCUUUGAAAAUCUUGCCAAGCCGAGGACAACUUUAAAGGUUGAAAACACCAUAGAAGAGGACAAGAUGAAGAAGAUUGAGGCUCAAUUGGUGAAAUUGCAAGAUGAUAUGGAGAAGAUGAAAGAGAAGGAAAAGAAGUGGAAGAGUAAAUUGGCUAAGUCAAAGGCUAGGGAAAAUGUACUUUGGUUAAUUAUAUUGGGGAUGUGUAUUAUUCUUGUUGCUUGUGGGUAUCCAGGAAUCUCAUUGAAAGAAGAUGCAAUGAGGUUGCCAUUGUGAAUCUAGUUUUGUCAUCUCAAUGUGAAUGUAGUUGUUGCUUGUAGGUUUUAUUUUGUAUGUUUACAAUGGACCUUUCAUUUGAAUGUAAGCCUUUUGUAGUUUUGUCAUCUCAAUAUUUUGUAGAUUUCUCAUCUCAAUAUGUAUGUAGUUGUUGCU